Molecule: messenger RNA, 525 nt
Organism: Paramecium tetraurelia
Lineage: Eukaryota; Ciliophora; Oligohymenophorea; Peniculida; Parameciidae
Exons: 2
Source: RefSeq, a predicted model, not a curated record
AUGUUAAAUCAAGGGAGAGCUCUUUGGUAUGCUCUGAAAGUUGAAGACUACGAUUUGGUUGAGUUUCUCAUCAAUUAAAAGACAGAUAUCCGAUAAACAUAUGAAUUUGAGCCAAAACGAUACUUAUCUACUGCAAGUUUGUUGACUCUUCGAGUUUGUUAGGCACGUUCAAAGGGAUUGAGUAAUCUUCACUACAAAAGAAUGUAUUAAAUACUUGAUAAUUUUCUGUAAUAUGCAGAAGAGUGCGACAUUCGAUGUCAUUGUUCAAAGAACUACGAACACAGAUGCCCUCUCUAUAUAGCAUUGAAGGCAUUGGGAGUGAAGAAGGAGGAGGAUAUGUUUAAUAAGAAGAAUGACAUUUUGAAGGCUUUGCUAAUCAAAGGAGCUAAUUUAAGGAUAUUCUAAGGAUAGACUUAGAUAAUUGAUGUGGAAGGAUAUCGACAAUAUCUGAUACAAAGAAUUUAAUUCUAAAAAACCAGUGGAUUCAAGUAAACAUAAGAUGGAUAUGCUACUUUUAGUCAAUGA